Alexandromys fortis (reed vole) is the source of this 5909-nucleotide messenger RNA. RefSeq names its product armadillo repeat containing 8 (gene Armc8). Gene Ontology annotation, molecular function: protein binding. The transcript is spliced from 22 exons. Gene Ontology annotation, biological process: proteasome-mediated ubiquitin-dependent protein catabolic process. Bases 1444 to 3465 code for a protein of 673 amino acids. Gene Ontology annotation, cellular component: GID complex. The record is from RefSeq and is a predicted model, not a curated record. Lineage: Eukaryota; Metazoa; Chordata; Mammalia; Rodentia; Cricetidae.
UAACCGCUGAGCCAUCUCUCCAGUCCUGUAAAAUUAUUUUUAAGAAAAGAGGUAAGGAAUGAAGUGUAGAUCACAUAGCUAUAGAGACCAUGUGCCCAGUUACAAUCUGCAGGCAUCCUAGGACAUGAUUCUAGGUGCUAGGUGGAUGGACAUUUAAAUAAUUUUGUAUUUAUGAAUGGUACUGCGUACUAGAAUAAAAAGGAACACAACAAACUUGAUUUCACCGAUUAUGAUUUAGGAAAAGGUUAAAAAAUUAAAUUUAAAAUUAAAUUGAAAUGACAUUAUUGGAUGAAUAAUACCCGGGCAAAGACUGGCAAAGAUUGUGUAGUUAGGAUGAAGAUUACAGAAUUUAGGAUAGAAUAUAUUGUUACAGCAGGAAGAUUCUUUUAAACUUCCAGCCUUCCAGAAGUGCAACAUUUGUAACAGACCUAUAAGCAAGGGUGAUGAGUGAUACAAAGAACUUAGAAAGUACAGGAGGAAAUAAGGAGCAGUGAGAAAGAAACGCUUUUAACAGCUUAUGGCUUUAUCCAGAGGAGCGGUAACAACCUGAAUUAGGGAUGACUUUUCUUCUCAGACUGUUUUAGUAUGAAAUAUUCAGAUCGUUGACCUUCCCCCAUAUGACUCAGAGGCUGGAAGAAGUCUAAUAUAUAGGCAGCACAAUGCUUUCACAUUGCAGGCAUGUUAUUUUGUUUAUUGGUUCAUUUAUUCUCACUAGCCCUUAUUUUAUAGUCGGGAGAACGGAAAUAUAAGGAGACCAAGCAACCUGUUCAAGAUAAUGGGGCUAACUAAAGUAGCAAGGAUUAAAUCCAGGAGUCUUACUAGAGUGCCCAUUCUUAACGCACUAUACCAGAAUAAGUAGGUCGGGCACACAAUGUUAAAACAGGUAAGGCUUGAGCGUUGAAGCGUGAACCGACCGUUAUUAUUGGUGGCAUGACCCGGUUUUGAAACCAGUUUCUCCAGCCUUAAGAUGGAGAUAGUACCGAAACUAGGAGUUUGGUGUAGAGUGAGAUAGUGAAUGUGAAAGUGAACUUCAAACUACGUAGGUAACUCCACCUACAAGCGUUUAGGAAAGAGAACCUGUAAACCGAAAUUUACGAGCGCCGACAGCUGGUACUGCCCGGGUGAGGCUCCGCCCCCAGCCGGUGGAAGGUGGGGCAGGCAGGCCUUUGCGCAUGCGGAGGCCGCUGCCCGCGCCCACCUCUGACCCCAGCGAGAGUAGCUGCUGUUUCUGAGAGGACGAUUCGUAAGCCGGGGUCCGGCGCGGUUAACCAUUCUCCUCCCUUCUGCCCAGUCCUUCAUUGCUCGAGCGACGCCCGGAGCUUGGUCGGUUCUGAGAAGCUUAUCUGGCUUUCUACGGAGGAUCCGUCUGCUGGCCCCAUCGGUGGCUGUCGAAAGUGCCGGCCUCGCGCCGGCGCCCGCAGCAGCCGGGUGGGAAGGCUCAAGAUGGCGUGCCUGUUGGAGACCCCAAUCCGCAUGAGUGUCCUCUCGGAAGUAACAGCUAGCAGUCGCCACUAUGUUGACAGGCUAUUUGACCCUGAUCCCCAGAAAGUUCUCCAAGGUGUCAUAGACAUGAAAAAUGCUGUAAUUGGAAACAAUAAACAGAAAGCCAACCUCAUUGUUUUAGGAGCUGUUCCAAGAUUGUUGUAUUUGCUUCAACAAGAAACCUCAAGCACAGAGCUGAAAACUGAGUGUGCAGUGGUGUUAGGGAGUCUUGCGAUGGGCACAGAGAACAAUGUCAAGUCUCUCCUAGACUGCCACAUUAUCCCUGCCUUACUACAAGGACUACUAUCCCCAGACCUGAAGUUCAUUGAAGCUUGCCUCCGAUGCCUACGGACAAUCUUCACCAGCCCUGUCACUCCAGAGGAGCUAUUGUAUACAGAUGCCACGGUGAUUCCACAUCUCAUGGCGCUGCUGAGCAGGUCCCGCUACACCCAGGAGUAUAUCUGCCAGAUCUUCUCACACUGUUGCAAAGGACCAGAUCAUCAAACAAUUUUGUUUAACCAUGGGGCAGUUCAGAACAUUGCUCACCUACUAACCUCACCCUCUUACAAAGUUCGAAUGCAAGCACUGAAAUGCUUCUCAGUUUUAGCUUUUGAAAAUCCCCAGGUAUCGAUGACCCUGGUAAAUGUUUUGGUUGAUGGGGAAUUGUUACCACAGAUAUUCGUGAAGAUGUUACAGAGGGAUAAGCCUAUUGAGAUGCAACUCACGUCAGCAAAAUGUUUAACUUAUAUGUGCAGAGCUGGAGCAAUUCGGACAGAUGACAGCUGUAUUGUAUUAAAAACUUUGCCUUGUCUGGUUCGAAUGUGCAGUAAGGAAAGAUUACUAGAGGAGAGAGUUGAAGGAGCUGAGACACUCGCCUAUCUGAUUGAGCCAGACGUUGAGCUGCAGAGAAUCGCUAGCAUAACCGAUCACCUCAUUGCCAUGCUUGCUGACUAUUUCAAGUAUCCCAGCUCAGUGAGUGCCAUCACUGACAUUAAACGGCUUGACCAUGACUUAAAACAUGCCCAUGAGCUCCGCCAGGCUGCAUUCAAGCUCUAUGCCUCUCUUGGAGCAAACGAUGAAGACAUCCGGAAGAAGAUCAUUGAGACUGAAAAUAUGAUGGACCGGAUUGUGACUGGCUUGUCUGAGUCUAGUGUCAAGGUGCGGUUAGCUGCUGUCAGAUGCUUGCACAGUUUAUCCAGAUCUGUACAGCAGCUUCGAACCAGUUUCCAGGAUCAUGCGGUGUGGAAACCUUUAAUGAAGGUGUUACAGAAUGCACCUGAUGAAAUCCUAGUAGUAGCAUCUUCCAUGUUAUGUAACCUUCUUCUUGAAUUUUCUCCAAGUAAAGAGCCAAUUUUGGAAUCAGGAGCUGUAGAGCUGCUUUGUGGAUUAACACAGAGUGAAAACCCUGCUCUACGAGUGAAUGGGAUUUGGGCUUUAAUGAAUAUGGCAUUUCAGGCUGAACAAAAAAUAAAAGCUGAUAUUUUACGAAGCUUGAGUACUGAACAGCUCUUCCGGUUAUUAUCAGAUUCCGAUUUGAAUGUGCUGAUGAAGACAUUGGGGCUUCUUAGAAAUCUCCUCUCCACUCGACCUCAUAUAGAUAAAAUAAUGAGUACGCAUGGAAAGCAGAUUAUGCAAGCUGUCACUCUGAUCCUGGAAGGGGAGCAUAGCAUUGAAGUUAAAGAGCAGACACUGUGCAUCCUAGCCAACAUAGCAGAUGGAACAACAGCAAAAGAACUUAUUAUGACCAAUGAUGACAUCCUACAGAAAAUCAAAUAUUAUAUGGGUCACUCACAUGUCAAACUGCAGCUUGCCGCUAUGUUUUGUAUAUCAAACCUCAUAUGGAAUGAAGAGGAAGGUUCCCAGGAGCGCCAGGAUAAAUUACGAGACAUGGGCAUUGUAGAUAUUCUACACAAACUGAGUCAGUCGCCAGACUCAAACCUUUGUGACAAGGCAAAGACGGCGCUGCAGCAGUACCUGGCAUGACGGGAGAGCCCGGGCACCUGCGAGCACCCCCACCUUUCUUUAAGGAAGUGCAGGAGCUAGCCUCAUUUGACUCCUUCUAUUUGCACACGUCACCUUGGACUGCAGGGAGCUGUUUUGCAAAGCAGUUUAGUAGGCUUAGAUCUCAAAUUCAUCUUGAGAACAUUUUUUUGAGGUAGUAAUUUCCUCAGAGGAUUAUUGUGUUUUGUUUUGUUUUGUUUCUGAGCUACCUGGACUCUUUAUUAGAACAAUCAAUCAUUUUCCUUUGGACCUACAAUUUUUUGCCUAUGCUGCAGCCACUUUGUGAGCAAGAAUGGUGUGUGUGUCUGUGUGUGUGUCUGAAUGUGUAUGUGUGCACGUGUGUGUGUACAUGAGAGUUUGAAUGGCUGUGUGGGUGAAGGAUACCUCAGAUUUUUCUUUUCUUAUUUUGUGUGAAAAUCUCUUUUCUACAGAUUUUCCAGGGUUUAAGCAUUGCUUGCUGUAUAAAAAAAAAACUUUACUGAAUUAUAUACAGUUUGAAUGAAAUGUUAUUUUAAAAGCAAAACAAUUGUUUAGUGUUCCAUAAAAGUUAUGUUGAAUUUUGGUCAGAUGAAUAUUUGUAAGUAAAAAAAUAUAUGCAUUUCUGAACCUCAACUUACAUAGAUUUUCUUUAUAAAAACAAACAAAAAAGAAAAAAAGACAAAGAAAAAGUUGGCUACAGUUCGCCUGAAUAACAGGCGCUGUACAUGGUGCUGUGCAGAUAGUAAGCUAGCCUCUUACUGCCGUUAAUAUUAGCAGGUACAGUUUUUUGUUCUUGUUUUGGUUUUUCUCAGCCUAAUUUGAUAAGCUCUCAGGCUUCCAAGUCAGAAGGACAGUGGGUUGGAGAAGUGAGGCCACAGUCACUAGGGUUUUGAAAUGUCAGAGGGAGAUAGAACUACUGAUAGUGGAAGCCUAGGGAGGACCAGGUGGGCUGCCUUUGACAGGACGGGGACCGAGAGCCUCCCAGCUCCCCUAAAUCCUGUCUUUAGUGUAGCAAUAUCUGGCAGGGUUUAGAAACAGACCUGGAGAGCAGGUCGCCCCCUUCUGAAAAUAAGCCAGAUCACUUUGUGCUUCCUGCGGCAGCGGAUCUCACUGUGAGACCAGCUUGUUCUGCAAACAAUCCUAGAAAGAAACAGUAAGAUAGGAGCAGCUUCCUUCUAAUUCCAGAAAGCCUCUUCUUGACCAUCCCAGCGAGGCCACACGGUAGCUGGGGAUGCCUGGUUGUUGUGCUCUGCUAGAAUGAGAUGGGAAGUCUUUUCCUGAAUGAAGCUAAAAUAUGAAACGUUGAGGGAAGGGAAGGGAUUCUCCCCGGGAUUACUGAAGAUGACUUCUUACUUUUAUUUUCAUUAUUUUAUUAUUUUUUGCAUCUGCUCUAACUUCUGGUCCCUUCAAGGUGAACUCAACAGAGGUAGAACCAGUCUUCCUUUCCUUUUAUUAGAAGGAGGCCAGAGCAUGGCAGACUGGUGUGAGGUCUGUGGUCCUAAGCUUGCAGUGCGUGUAUGCAACUACCGGGAGCCACACCUUCCCAUCAGCCACUCCUGAUAGGGUUGCUCACCUGCAAGCUGCUCUGUCACCAGCCUACACCUUCCUUGGGAGACUUAAAUCUGGUUUAUUGCAAAUGAAUGUUUUUAAAUGUAUUUAAUGCAAUGUUUCCUGUUCUCCAUAUGACCACCCGAGAUGCAAAACACAGAGAUUUCCAAGGUUUUUGUUUUGUUUUGUCGUCCCCCCCCCCAACAUCACUGAUUUGAAAGCUGUCACACAGAACUUGGGUUUUGUGCAGGUGUCUAGAGUGCUAAUGUGGGAAAACUAGCUCAAAGGAAACCUAGUUUACUGGAAUGAAGCCUUAUGAGGGCCCGCUCAUUGCUACUUCUGGUGCUGAGACUGUACCCUUGGGUAGCAUUUGUAACAAAUGCUACAGCGUCAGUUUUAGAAAGUACCAGCACAUACAAAGAAAGAAACCAAUAGUACGUUGCUGAGACAAUCUCAAACCCAAAUAGCAUGAGAGGGCUGAAGACGCCUUGAACUCUGUGGAUAGAUCUUGCCUGUGGGUAUAAGCAAUGGUCACAUAAAAAGUGCUUUACUAUAAUUAACUUUUCUGAUUUGAAUGAAGGGAAAUGUAUUUAUUAAAACAAAGCUGUUUGCUGCUUUAUGCAGGUGCAGUGUUUGGUCAGCAAGGAAGUGGGGAAAAUGGGACAUGGUCUUAUGUCUGCACCCAAGUUCUUACUGAAGCUUCUCGCUCUAAUACUGCAUUCUGUUCCUCCUUUGUGCCCUGAUUGUAACCCAAAAUUUAUAAACUAGAAAAGAAUGUCCAAUUUAAUAAGUUGCAUUUUUUUUCCUUAAGCACUUUAUUCAGAACAAUAUGUGUUCUUCUGGUAGUGUUUGGAUAAUAUGAUUUUAACACAUGCUAAUAAAAGCCAAGAAAAAUCAUG